This is a messenger RNA of Microcebus murinus (gray mouse lemur), 2860 nucleotides long. It is a transcript of the gene CRAT, whose product is annotated as carnitine O-acetyltransferase. Gene Ontology annotation, cellular component: peroxisome. NCBI's taxonomy places the organism in Eukaryota, Metazoa, Chordata, Mammalia, Primates, Cheirogaleidae. Gene Ontology annotation, biological process: carnitine metabolic process, CoA-linked. The record is from RefSeq and is a predicted model, not a curated record. Gene Ontology annotation, molecular function: carnitine O-acetyltransferase activity.
CGCGCUCCCCGGGCCGCCUGCCCGCCGCCGGCCGGGCCCGCUGGGUGGGCGCGGGACCGCUUCUACCGGCUGGCGGCGGUGACGCGGCGACCUUGGCCCGGAGGCUCCAACAGAAACCCACCGAAGCCCCAGCGGCCGCGACAGCGCGGACUUUGCCCAGCGCGGGAGGCGGAGCGCACUGCAAAGAUGUUAGCCUUCGCCGCCAGGACCGUGCCCAGGCAAGUGGCUGCCUCUUGCUAGGUUCUGCUCGCCCACUUGGUAGCACAGUUAGGCUUAGAGAUCCAGCCAAGGCAGACAGACAGGGCUCAGGACCUCAGUCCUGCCAUGGAGGAGGACGGGCAGCAGAGAGAGAAGGUGAAGCCUCUGGGCUUCCUCAAGCCCUCCUCCCUGACGAAGGUGUCCGGCCGCUUCAAGGCACACCAGGAUGCGCUGCCGCGGCUGCCCGUGCCCCCUCUCCAGCAGUCGCUGGACCAUUACCUCAAGGCGCUGCAGCCCAUCGUGAGCGAGGAGGAGUGGGCGCAGACCAAGAAGCUGGUGGACGAGUUUCAGGCUUCAGGCGGCGUGGGGGAACGCCUGCAGAAGGGGCUGGAGCGCAGGGCCAGGAAGACAGACAACUGGCUGUCUGAGUGGUGGCUCAGGACAGCCUACCUCCAGUUCCGCCAGCCUGUGGUCAUCUACUCCAGCCCGGGCGUGAUUCUGCCCAAGCAGGACUUCGUGGAUGUGCAGGGCCAGCUCAGAUUUGCUGCCAAGCUCAUCGAGGGCGUGUUGGUGUUCAAGGCCAUGAUUGACAAUGAGACUCUGCCUGUGGAGUACCUGGGGGGGAAGCCCCUGUGCAUGAACCAGUACUAUCAGAUCCUGUCCUCAUGCCGCGUGCCGGGCCCCAAGCAGGACUCGGUCAGCAACUUCAGCAAGACCAAGAAACCGCCCUCGCACAUCACCGUGGUGCACAACUACCAGUUUUUUGAGCUGGACGUGUACCACAGCGAUGGGACGCCCCUCACUGCCGAUCAGAUCUUCAUGCAGCUGGAGAAGAUCUGGAACUCUUCACUGCAGACCAACAAGGAGCCCGUGGGCAUCCUGACCUCCAACCACCGCAACUCCUGGGCCAAGGCAUACAACACCCUCAUCAAAGACAAGGUGAACCGGGAGUCGGUGCGCUCCAUCCAGAGGAGCAUCUUCACCGUGUGCCUGGACGCGCCCGUGCCGAGGGUCUCUGAGGACGUGUACCGCAGCCGCGUGGCCGGCCAGAUGCUGCACGGGGGCGGCAGCAAUCUCAACAGCGGCAACCGCUGGUUCGACAAGACGCUGCAGUUCAUCGUGGCAGAAGAUGGCUCCUGUGGGCUCGUUUAUGAGCACGCAGCGGCGGAGGGGCCCCCCAUUGUCUCCCUUGUGGACCAUGUGAUGGAGUUCACGAAGAAGCCCGAGCUCGUUCGGUCUCCCAUGGUGCCCCUGCCCAUGCCCAAGAAGCUGCGGUUCAACAUCACCCCCGAGAUCAAGAACGACAUUGAGAAGGCCAAGCAGAACCUCAGCAUCAUGAUCCAGGACCUGGACAUCACAGUGAUGGUGUUCCACCACUUUGGAAAGGACUUCCCCAAGUCUGAGAAGCUGAGCCCAGAUGCCUUCAUCCAGAUGGCCCUACAGCUGGCCUACUACAGGAUCUACAAGCAGGCGUGUGCCACCUACGAAAGUGCUUCCCUGCGCAUGUUUCACCUGGGCCGCACAGACACCAUCCGCUCGGCCUCCAUAGACUCACUGGCCUUCGUCAAGGCCAUGGAUGACUCUAAUGUGACGGAGCAUGAGAAGGUGGAGCUGCUACGGAAGGCGGUGCAGGCCCACCGAGCCUAUACCGACCGAGCCAUCCGAGGGGAAGGCUUCGACCGGCACCUGCUGGGCCUAAAGCUGCAGGCCAUCGAGGACCUGGUGAGCAUGCCAGACAUCUUCAUGGACACCUCCUACGCCAUCGCCAUGCACUUCCACCUCUCCACCAGCCAGGUCCCUGCCAAGACAGACUGCGUCAUGUUCUUUGGGCCUGUGGUCCCAGACGGCUACGGUGUCUGCUAUAACCCCAUGGAGGCCCACAUCAACUUCUCCCUGUCCGCCUACAACAGCUGUGCAGAGACCAACGCCGCCCGCCUGGCGCACUACCUGGAGAAGGCACUCCUAGACAUGCGCACCCUGCUGCAGGGCCAGCCUCCUCGGGCCAAGCUCUGAGCCCCCGGCCUCAGGCCUGCCAGUGCCACAGCCAAGUGCACCUUGGGAUGGGCCACCCACCAGGGCUCAAGUCCUUUGUUCUCUCUUCCCUGGUCCACCCAGACAUGACUGAGCCAGGGACAGCAUCCUCCAGUGGGGCCUGCAGGCCCAAGCCAAGUGCCUUGCAUGGGUUACCCCUAGCACCUGCUGCGGCCUGAGGCCUGGCGCUGAGUCCAAAAGCUGAGCAGGAUGCAAGGCCCAGGCCCCUGAGUAUCAUCCACUGAGGCCACCUCUGGGGAGGAGAACCAGCCUAGCCCAUCCCAGCCAGAGCAGGAGACUGACAAGGGCUCUUUUUCUCACAAUCUUAGCUCUGGCUGCUCCCAGAGGCCACAUGUAUAUCUCCUCCAGGCCAGGCCAGGGCUACACUCUGAUCCCUGAGCUCCCAAGGACCUGCAUCUGGGGCCGAGGGGCUCUGGGCCUCCCCGAGGACUUGCCUCAGCCCAUGCCAUGUCACGGGCCCCAUCCCCUGCAGGGCAGCCACGCUCUUCUGGAUGAUGCGGCCACGAGCCCUGGCCCUCUUGCCUCUACUCAGCUUGGUUCCCGAACCACGUUUAAGGUUGUAUAACACCAGCGUGCAGGGUGAUUAAUAAAGGGGAGAUGUGUUGGACAA